Molecule: messenger RNA, 1350 nt
Organism: Schizophyllum commune H4-8
Lineage: Eukaryota; Fungi; Basidiomycota; Agaricomycetes; Agaricales; Schizophyllaceae
Exons: 11
Coding region: 1-1350 (449 amino acids)
Source: RefSeq, a predicted model, not a curated record
AUGCAGCCCGCGUUACCACACAUCGCUCACUACACACGCUUCGGCGAUAACGUCAUGAAAGACGUCGAACAGCUUGUCCCUUUCAAGUUCUCGUCAGUGCCUCUUCGCCAUAAGCGCCACGAAUCGAACUCCACAACUCUCCGUCCAGUCCCGAAAGUAUCACGCGUACAUAUGAAGUUCGAAGAGAUGGUUCUCACAGAGCUCAGGGUCCUGCUCAAUGCCACCUACAUCAACUCCUCCUGCAGACACGUCGUCCCCCCGUGCUCUUCGACCUUCGCUUCUGGGGCCUCUUCGUCUACGACAGCGUCGAAGCACAACUGGACAGCGAUGCCCUCCCGAUUCACGGCAGAGAUGAAGCUCGCGGGACUGGCCGUGCAAUCCGUCCUGAUGGGGCUCUAUAUCACGCUCGUCGUGGCCAUGGUCUACCUCCUAUCCUGCAACCCAACUUCCAGUACCAAGCGAGCGGCGAAUCGACGAGCUCAGCGCCUGCUUAUCAUAGGCAUGGUCGUUCUCUCCACCGCGGCCCUAGGUCAAUGGAUUUGCCUCCUCAUCCGGGCCUUCAAAGCUUUUAUAUUCUGGCAAGGCGGCACCCGUCCUUACUGGUUUUACUUCCUGGAUACGGGCUCGAGCGAGGUGACAAGGUCCGCCUUCCAUAGCGCGACCAUCAUAACCGCAGAUCUGUUCGUAAUAUCGCGACUUUGGGUCGUUUGGAACUACAGAAAGAGAGUCACCAUCGCGCCAGCCCUCUCCUUGUUUGGACUUUGCGUGUCGGGCGCAGGGACAGCGUAUGCGUACGCCGCGUACGAUACAUCAGUACCCGCCACGCAUAGGGUCCUUCACCUUUGGAAAAUGGCGCAUAUGGUCCUGACAAUAGGUACCAACUUGUAUUGUACAGGGAUGAUAAUCUGGCGCAUAGCUCGCUUACAUCGACGGACAGCGGACUUCGCCCUCAGCAGAUCCAUUGUCGCCUUCGUUGCCCUGAUGGCGGAGAGCGCUGCCGUCUACACCUCUCUCGUCCUCGCUUGGCAAGUCUCCUACGGCAUGAAGAACGCCUCGAGCUACUUGAUUCAGGACUGUAUACCUCCUACCGCUGCGCUGGCUGCCGUGCUCGUACAUGCGCGCGCAAUUAUCUCCAAAGGAUUGGCAGAUCAAACAGGAGCUGCGCAGGGCGGCGACUCGCACCUUGCGGAAUCGGACUCAGAUCGAAAGCGAGGGAGAUCAGCGGCUCGCUGUGCGGACAUCGUCCGCGGAGGAGGUCGGCCACUGCAAAUUCGGGUGGAGCAGUCGUCGCUGUCGCGAAUAGAUGUCAGGGACUCAAUGCCCAUGUCUAGGGCGGUCUGUCCGUCAUAG